Messenger RNA from Ruditapes philippinarum (Manila clam), 11702 nucleotides. RefSeq names its product probable E3 ubiquitin-protein ligase HERC1. Gene Ontology annotation, molecular function: protein binding. NCBI's taxonomy places the organism in Eukaryota, Metazoa, Mollusca, Bivalvia, Venerida, Veneridae. The record is from RefSeq and is a predicted model, not a curated record.
CAAGAAGAUCUUUAAGAUUGUUAUUCUGCAGACGAAUUUUUUACUGUCACAGUUAGCUUAGAUACAAUUUUAUGAAAUUUUCAAAACUAUUUUAUUUCCAUGGCACCAUUCAGUACUUCGCAUACGAAAUUUAACGCUUGUACAGGAUGAGUAAUGAGCGUAAAGUCAAGUUCAAUUUUUCAGAUCAUUUGAAUUCCAAGUGGGUUUCUGAAAAUUGUGAAAGUAUUGCAAAUUCAAGUGAGCAGGAAUCUCUUUAUUCAAAACUUGUAACAACAAAAGAAAUAUGUGUUCAGAUCCCACAUACUAUACAUCUGAAAGGCCCAAACAUUCCUGACUUUGAGGCAGAUGCGCCAACUGCAGAGGAACAAGAGCAUCUUAUUGAUGCAUUGAUAGCAAGUCAGUCAGCUCUAGCAGAGAUUGUUGUGAAAAGUUCGCCAUUUGCUCAAAAUCUGCAAAAAAGAAUAGCGAUUUUGCAAAGGAUUUAUCAUGCAACAGUAAAAACUUGUCAUACACAGUCUAAUAUUACUGGAGAUUUGAAUUUAGUAGGUGAAUCUAAGCCACCAGGUUUAAAUCAGAGCGAUGAGAAAUCACAAAGUGGAAAUUCAGCUCUUGUUGAGAUUGGUGUUCAGACAGGUCUUGGACUGUUGUUUUCGUUGCUGCGGCAGAAUUGGCAGUUGUCAUCCAUGUAUGGUGCAUCCAGUCUUUGUAAUGAUGUCUUGACAACAGCAUUAGACAUAGUUGUUGCUCUUCCACCACUGUCACUUGCAAAUGAAUCCAAGUUAACAAGUCUUGGAGUAAAAUCUUUAAAUCAAACAGCAUGUUUCCUGAAAACUGUAUUCAAUUCGGCGUCUGGUGCAGACAAGCAGGGUCGCCAACUGUCCUCAGAACUUAUGUUAUCGCUAGCCAGUCAGAGAGGAUCUUUGAAAUGUCUUCUUGAGUGGGUUGAGCUUGCAAUGAUGACACUCCCCAGAAGCAUGACUCAGAAGGAAGAGGGUGGAGUUGCAGAGAAUACAAUAUCAUGGCAUUUAUUUAAAGAUGUUGUCAGUCAGAUGAUGAAAUCUGCUGGUUUUCCUGACUUGAAGCUGUCAAGUGAUCACUGCCCAAAAACAGAUGAAGAAGGGAAUGUCCCUUCAUAUCAUGCUGCUGUAUGUCUUUUGGAACAGCUAUACCAUUUAGCCGAAGAUUUUAGUCUUUCCAACCUACAUAUACCUUUGACAAAACCCAGUGAACAGAGUGUGCCAACAAGUGGGUCAAGCUACACUUCAUUGAUCUCAACUAGCUCUACCUCCACAUCUAGUUCAGUUCUUGAUACCUGUGAUGUGUAUAUCUGGGGAAGUAACAGCACUCAUCAGCUGGCUGAGGGUAGCCAAGAGAAAAUUCUGACCCCAAAACUCUCUGCAUCCUUCAGGGAUUGUCCCCAGGUUGAAGCCGGUCAGUUUUGCACUUUCUUAAUAACAAAAGAUGGUCAUGUAAAUGCAUGUGGAAAAGGCAGUUAUGGUAGACUUGGACUAGGAGAUUCAUCAAACCAAUCUGUUCCAAAGAAAUUAACAUUUCCUAAAGAUCGUGGCAUGAAGGCUGUGUCCUCCUCAAAAGGCUCUGAUGGUCAUACUCUAGCUUUAUCAAGAAAUGGAGAAGUUUUCAGUUGGGGUGAUGGGGACUAUGGCAAGCUUGGUCAUGGCAACAACUCUACUCAAAAAUUUCCAAAGCAGAUAACAGGUCUCUCUGGCAUUGUUGUAGUUCAAGUUUCGGCUGGAUUCCGGCACAGUGCUGCUGUAACACAAGAAGGAGAACUUUACACCUGGGGAGAAGGGGAUUAUGGUAGAUUAGGACAUGGUGACAGUAGCAGCAAGAAUCUACCAACUAGAGUGAAGGAUCUCCCUCUCAUAUCCCAGGUCUCUUGUGGAAGUUCACAUACCAUUGUUGUGGCCAGAGAUGGAAAAACUGUCUGGUCUUUUGGCAGUGGGGAUAGUGGGAAAUUGGGCCAUGGGGAUACAUGCAGACAAUAUAAACCAAAGAUCAUUGACAGUUUAGCAGGUGUUACUAUCAGAAAAAUUGUAUGUGGCUGUCAUUUUUCUCUGGCACUUACAACCACUGGUCAGCUGUAUGCAUGGGGAUGUGGUUCUGUGAUUGGGUGUGGCUCUCCUGAUGCCACAGCCCUCAAACCCCGCCUACUGGAAGACUUUAACUCAAUACGAUUGGUGGAUGUUGUGUGUGGAGACAAUCAUUGCCUUGCUCUCACUCAUGAUAAUGUAGUUUAUGCAUGGGGUAACAAUGCCAUGGGUCAGUGCGGUCAGGGUCACUCACAGAGUCCUAUAACACGGCCUAAGAAAGUGACUGGUAACAUCGGUAAAGCACCAAUACAUCAGAUCUCAGCUGGAACUUCACAUAGUAUAGCAUGGACAGCAAUACCAUCCGACAGACCUCUGAUGUCCUUACAUAGACCAUUCUGUGUGGACAUACAGGAGGAGACAUUCUACAUUCUACGUCAGUUUCUAGAGAGAUAUUGUCAUAGCUUUGAUAUUGAACUGGCCCCCAUGCCUUUCCAAACUCCAAGUGAACACCAGUAUUUUGUACUGCUUUGUCUGAAGGUGCUGUGUAUACAUUUGUCUCUGGCACAGAAUGCAGGCUGCUCUAGAAACUUGCUCGGUGACCAGGCCAAACCUCUGAGGAAUCUCUUAUUUAAACUGAUUGACAUGAAGGCACCAGAUUCAAUUCAGCAGCUGGUAUGUGAGUGUCUGUCAGUUGGAGCACAGAUGUUGUUACCAAGUCUUGGGGAUAGGAUGGAAUUAUUACAUUCCUUGUUACCGCAGUCCCCUCAGUGCUGGAAUGUAUUGUCCAGAGGACAGAGAAUGCAGUUAAACAUGAUUCUGUCUAGUCUACAGAAUAACAGCCAUAUAUCUGUGUUACUGGGCCUAAGUCAGUGUAAUUUACCCUCGGUCAAGUUUAUUCCAGAUCUACACACAGCGGAAAUACUUAUGAAAAAUAUUCUUAGAAAUCUAGCCUUUGAAACUGAAUCUGCUUUGAAUGAGCUUGAGAAGAACAAUGAUAAGGAGAUUGUAUGGGAAUCUAAGGAGACAUGUUGCCCCCAGCUACAUGAGUUACUCUCCUCUAUACACAAACAUCUGUUUGCUUUUUGUACGCAGUCUGACAAUGUUACUACAUCUUAUGUAGAUGUGAUGGAGUUGGUACAGAAUCACCUGAGUCUAAUGAUUCCGUUAUGUUCAGAGCUUAUUUCCCAGGCGGCCAAACUGCUGAGUGAGCAGAGGAAAGUUAAUUUACAGGAGCAUGUGAUAGGUGUUCUAUAUAUGUCACCAGCUGGUUCCAUGUUGUUUCACAUGUUGCAUUCUCUGAUGCUGGUUCCCCAAUGCAGAGUUGUCCCCCUUUUAAACUCUCUUCUAACACUACUCUCAAAUCUAGACCAAAUCUGCAAUCUACUAACAAACAUCGAGAGAUUUGAGAAAAGGGAACUGGAACAGUGUUUUAACUCAAGUGUUUCUGCAAUCUGGUUGGUUGAUCUGGAAAGAGUUUGCUCACUACUGAUUGGACAUUGCCUUGGUGACAUGCUUAUAGGUCCUCCAAUCACUGCAGAGGAAAAACAAAUACACUUCUGGAUGGAGAAUAAACUGUUCAGCAAUGGAUUACAAGAAAAUGAGAACAAAUUUGAGAUGGAGAUUGAGAAAAUAGUGGAGCAUAUUUUGGCAUGUCCUGCAGAAACUGGAUUGGUUUAUGAGAAUAUAUGUAAGGAGAAGUAUGAAGGGGAUAAAGCAGUUCUCUUACAGUUAUGUUGUGGUGUGCAGACUGCUACUGUGGUUCACACACUCAGAUUUAUGCAGGAAACAGCAGAGAGUCUUGAUCUGGACACAUUUGAUGUCAGUAAUGAGCCUCUACUAGACACAGUGUCAAGAUUUGCUCUAGCUGCCAUCAUUACACAUGCCAACAUGCUUGAUACUAUAGUGACAAAAAACAUUACACAUCAUGAUGACACAUUUAUGUCAGCUGUUAGGCAGGUCUAUCAGUUACGGUUGCAUCUGAUGAACAAGAAAGCAUUUCAACAACAGACUGUUAGCCAGAUGGAAAGUUUCCCCACACACACUGCAGACCGAGAUACUGGCGAGAAAUCACGCAGGGGAGACCCGGACACCGAUACUAAUCUAGACAGUGAUGAAGAAGGUGAGGACGGGGAAAUUCGUAAGACGUCACAGAACGGAUCGUAUGAAGAAGAAUGUGCAGAUUGCCUCAGGAGAAGUUUAUUUCUGAUUCUUGCAGUACAGCCGUAUUGGCAAGUGAAAUCACAUCCUUGUUCUGAUAAUGCAGAAUCAGGAAAAGAAAAAAAUACCAAAGGGAGCUUGUCUGAAACAAAGCAGUCAGUUGUACAGCAGAAUGUUCUAGGUUCACACAAAGGUAGCCAUCCUGACCUUCAGCUCUAUCUGGGGUCAACUGAUGUGACCUCAAACACCAAGAAUGGAGCAGCAACACCUGAUUUUUCUAACAAAGAAGGAACAGGUACAGGUGCUUCUCUCCAGAAAGUAAAACAAACUCUUAGAAGAUUGAGGUGGCAUCAUGAACACUCGGGGGAUGUAACUCUAGGAAGAAAACAAGGGAGACGUCUCCCACACAGCAUCAGUGGAGAUGUUUGCAGUUUCAUAAAGGGAGAUAAUCUGAAUCAUCAAAGGGGCAAGAAGAGGAAUGCAUCUUUAAAAAAUGUUUCGUAUUCUGUGAUAGAAGACAUAAUGAAAAUGCAGCAUGAUAGAGCAGAGUCACGAUUGUACGCCUUGAAUCAGAUCCGAGAGUUGUUGAUGGCUCAUAAAGAGAAGACUGAUGCCGACAGAAGCUCUCCUGUACCUAAGACAUUAUCUACGUUGCUAUGCUCCGCCCAUCUUUGUCUCUUGUCUGGCUGCUUUAAUCUAGGCCUGCUUGCUGGACCACAAGGGGAGAAAAUACCCAGAAUUGCUCAUUACAAGGAUGAUAUAAUGUCAGCUAAGGCAGAAACUCAGAGAGAGAUACAGUUAGCAGCACAUGAUAUUUAUGAAUCUCUUGUAGAAGGUCUUCUACUUACAUACAACAACAAACACAAUCAAGGUACUAGACAGAGGCUACUACUGUGUACUAUAUUUUCACUGAGUAUAAGUUACAAAGCAGUAGAUAUCUCCCUACUGGUGGCCUGCAGGCUCUUACCAACACUAUACGAGAUGGCAAGUCUGUCUGCACCCAUACAGGGUCUGGUUCAACCAAUCAGAGGACGUCUCGGUCAAGUACAGCUUAACACUGUGCUGAGAGUAGCCAGCUUCCGGUUGAUACAGAUUGUAUCUCUCACAACAAGUGUUCAUAGUGGACCAUUAAGUUCAGGUGUACUACAGUCUGUCCUAGAUAUGCUGUGGUUCCAGAUACAGAAACAUCUUGACAAUCCUGGUUACCAUAGUAAUGCUAUGGCAAUCUUCUUGGUGUUUACACGCAGAGUUCUCUCAGCAGGGAAGUUGAAAACUCUAGCAGCAACAAAAAAGUGGACUGAUAUGCUUAUAAGUAUAAUAAAAGAGUCAAAACAAGGUCAGAGCUUAAGAACAAAGCUGGCAGCCGUAUCUAUUUUAGAAAGUAUUCUUCUGGCAUGUAAAACUAGCAUUGAUGGGGAUUUCUUUAAACAGGUUAUAUCAGACUUAUUUAGCUGCCUUUCAGACAACAUGUGGGAACUGCCCAUGAACCAAGCUAUCACUGAUGCUAGACUGGAAGAGUUAUCUCUCUUGUCAAAGUUAGAGCAGCUGAAAAUAGAAGGCAAUGGAGAUUCAGAGAGCUGCCCACCUUUCAGCAAAUCAGCUGACCAGGUUGAUACCCGGCUUGAUCCAUCCGGUCAUGUGACUACAAGUUUGUCUGGUUCCCUUUCAAGUGUCGCCAGUGAGGAGCAAACAGUUGGGGACAGGGGAGGAAAUUGUAACACUACUGAGAAUGAUACUGUUGAUGGUGUGAAUAAACAGGAUGAUAGAAUAAUUAAUGAAGAUUGCAUGACUCAACUUGAAGUGACCUUUGACCCUGAAAAAUGUGUGUGUAGUAGUAUAGAGGGGGGACAAUCCCUGAUACACAGUACAUCAGGGAAAGGUUAUGGCAUAGCAUCUAUUCCAAUUACAUCGGGAUGUUACCAUUGGAAGUUUCAGAUAGUAAAAGAGAACAAGAGUAACGAGGGUACAUGUGUAGGUGUGUGUCGUCUUCCGGUUCGCGACUAUGGUCAUAGAUCUACGUCAGACAUGUGGUUAUAUAGGGCAUAUAGUGGUAACCUUUAUCAUAAUGGUGAACAACUUCGUACCUUGCAUGGCUUUACUCAAGGAGAUUAUAUAACCUGUGUUCUAGAUAUGGAUUCAAAAACUUUGGCCUUUGGAAAAAAUGGAGAGGAACCUAGAAUGGCAUUUGAAGAUAUUGAUGCUACAGAACUGUACCCCUGUGUGACUUUCUACAGCAGUAACCCUGGCGAAAAGGUAAAAAUAUCUGACAUGCAGAUCCAGGCAGUUCAUAAGGACCUGUUACCUGGAGAGCCACUCUGUGCUCCACCUAGUACAGUGGUGUGUGAGGCUCUAAUCCGGACCGUCCGUAGUUUACAUUCCAGUAAUGUAUGGACCGAUGUGAUUAACGAGAAAAUUAUUCAACAGUUAGACAAAGUCUCUGAUCUAGACGUGUUUGUCACACCAGAUGUUAGAGAUAGGUUAGAUACAUCGGUGAAAUACGAAGGAAAGAAACAGAAAAGUGAGGAGGAAAAUGGAGAUGACUCUGGUACAUGUACUAAGACAGAUCCUGAGAAUCAAACAGUGGAACAUUGCUCAGAUGAUAAAGUUCAUGACGUUUGUUGUCAGGUAUGGCCAUGUCUGGCUGUUAUAGGAGGUUUAGACUCGGGUUUAAGAAUAGGUGGCAAAUGUUUACACGAGGGAACAUCAAAACAGGGCACUAUUCUAGGUGUAACCAGUCCAGGGGCAUCAACCAUUAAAAUACAGUGGGAUAAUGGAGAUGUCUCAGUGAGUGAUUUGUCAGUAUGUAGUGUAAAGCCUCUACCAACACAACUGUUUGAUAUCGGGUCUUUGUCAGGCUUUACUGCUAAACAUCUUGAACUUCUGAUGAAAUUAACAUACCUCUCAGCCGACAACAAAUACACCAACAAAGUACAGCCAAAGUCUGAUGUACCAAAGCCAGAUGUAAAAAGAGAUAUAGAAGAAGAAGCGAAAGCUGCCCAAGCUGAAUCAGAUGCAUUAAUGAGAAAGUUGGAUGAAGAUAUCGCGAGAGUUCUUGACCUAGAGUCUCCAGAUAAUGAUCACAACGCUGAUAAACGGGAUGUCAAAUGUUCAGACACAGAGUCUGGACCAGAUCUUAAUGACAGUUUCCUCAGUGUGUCCUCUACUGCCAGCAGUGGUGUCAGCUAUCUUGGUGCGACUCCUGCAGAUCCGGUAUGUGUCAGAACAGAUAUAACAGAAGGUGUUGGUGGAAAUGAGGGUUCCUCUAUGUCUAACACAGCCUCAGAUGGCAGUUAUCACACAAUUCCUAGUGACUCAAUUGUUGACAGCUUCACAACUACCGAACAAGAAGUAAUGAACACAGUAGUAGAGAAAGCUUCAGUUGAACCGACAAGUAUUGGAGCAAAUCAAACUAUCAAAUUUGGUAUACUGGAGGGAGAAAAUAGGGCAGCAAGAGGUUCAUCACUUUUGGCACACAACGAUAAUGAAGAUAAAAAUUAUGAAGUAUUUUUAGCUAGAGCUAUGGCUGGAGAAACAGAAGGUCUAGAUGAGUUUGGUGAAAGCAGACAAACUGCUGCUGCUGUGAUUGGAUAUAAGUUUGAUGAAGAAAAUGAGCAAAAGGGGAAACUCGGUGCUGAAACUAAUGUUAAAAAUGAUGAUGAAGAAAGUGAAAAAGUUGAUGUUGAGGGUAGAAAUAAUGUUUCAGAGACUGAUACUGUAAAAACUGUAGAUGAAACAAGAGAAUCUCUAAUUGCCAGUAAGGCAAAUGACAGGGAAGAAUCUCCUAUGGAAAUAGACAGAGACAGUACUGAUGCUGGUGUAAAAGGUAAUGCCUGCAGUGAAGCCUGUAGACCAAAGGAAAAUACACAUAAAACUACAGAUAAAGUUCCAAUGACUGAAAAAGAGGCAGUCACCGCUGAGAUGACUGCUAUAAAAUUUGCAGCAGUGCAAGUUACAGCUCUGAAGGCAGUCCAGUGUGUACUAGCCAGUCAGAAAUAUGGAGAAAUGUUGCUGGUUCCUAAAUCAGACCUGGUAGCUGACAGUAGUAAAGCUUUAACUGAUGGAACCAUUAUCAGGAAAGAUGAAGAUUUCAAGAAAGUAAUCUGUGAGUUUAUGAAAAAGUUAAUACUUAUAGCUACAAGUGCUUCACCGUUUAAACGAGCGGUUGGUAUUGAUGAGCUAGACAGGGUUAGGGCAAUGUUGUUGAAGGCUGUCGUUCAGGAACAGGCUGAAAGAAAAACAAACCUACCAUCUCUUAAAGAGAGAUACACAUCAAUAUGUACAGUGUUGCCACCUUCAGAGCAGACAUCUAAUCAGAAAAUCGUUGAUCCCUUAACAUCAUCAAUGCCUGGAAGGUCUGUUGACAGGCAGCGCUGCCCGAGCCAAAACUGGGUCAGUAACCAGGACAGGGACUCACAGAGAGCUUUACAGCAAACCUCCAUACUACAGUAUGUUAGAUCAAGUAAUCUGGAUGGAAACCUCCUACGUGGAGGGAGAUUACGAAGUUCAAUACCACAUUAUGUGAACAGAACUCAACAGGAUGGUGGAACAUCGGCUAGCCCUAGUCGAACUGCCUUUAAACCAACAGCCCUUUCUACAAGAGACCUUGUCAGUGUGCCCCCAGUAGCACCUCCGUUGAGGAGAGCUCCACCUCCACAAUUUACUACCCAGGGAGUCAGCCCCAGCCCAAGACAGUACAAGCGGCGUAUUCAGAGAUCACCAUCACCACCUGUCAUGCCUCCAGUAUUCACACCAUUGAUGGAGAUGGGAUUUUCAAUAUCUCAUAUUGAAUCAGCUGUACAAAGUCAAGAUACCGAUAUUGAUGUUUGGGAUGUGACAUCACAAGUGGUCAACAGUCUUGCUACAUGGAUGAUAGAACAUCCCCAGGAGGCUGAGGUAGUCGGGCCACCAAGUGAGCCUGGUCCUUCACACAGAUCUUCAACCCCUUCUGAUGGAGCAACCGCUGCAAAAAGGUUGAACAGAGAGAGUUUAGAUGACGGUCCUGAGAUGUUAAUAGAGGAAACAGAGAGCGAUGAUCCUGGUUUUGUUAGGAGACCUCGGAGAAUGACAAGAUCUCGACAUCUUGACAUACGCAGCUUCCUCUCAACCUUUGGGGAGGAGAGAGGGCCAGAAAGACCUGAAAGAAAUAGCCAAGAGCUGUCUGGUGAGGCUCGGUCCCUGGUUGACCUGUAUGAUGAGGUACUGGACCUUCAGGAGGAGUUGUACAGUGAUAUGGCAUCAGAUGAUAUCUUCAGUUUUAAUAACAGAGAGGCCCUGGACUUAUUCUCUGCUUUGAGAAGAGAUAUUGAGGAGGACAUUUCUGUAACAUGUGAGUUGUGUGGGGAAGUCACCGUGGCAUUCAAUAGACACAUGAGGUCCAAGCAUCCUGGCUGUGGAGGAAGCUGUGAUAACCAUGGUUACAGGAGCACAGGAAGUUACUGUGGAGGUUGGUUUGGAGGUCAGUGUGGCACAGGCCACCCAUUCUACCUCAUGUGUCCAAGUUGUAGACAACAGUAUAUGAAUCAACCAAGCACACCAGUUAGAGGAUUGGACAACUGUCAAAAUGAGAUGUCUACCAAGCCAACAGAGUUUCAGGACAAUGAUGAAUCUCUACCUUUGUCAGAGGGCAGCACAUACAUGAGAGAGAUUGAGGGAUGGUUACCGUGCCUAGAUAACCCAGAGAAACUAUACCAGUACCUUGGCUUGUCAGACAAGAAACCUAUACCAGAUCCUGUGAAGUUUCAGCAAGCUGACCCACUGGGAGCUUCAUAUAUAUGUCCCGCUCAACAAGACAAAGCCUCCAAUAAUGAAGGACAGGUUUUCAGAUCAUCAACAAAAACUGAUGAAAAAACCCAGAAAAGUUUACCGGAGCAGAUCAUGAACUUUCAAACUAGUUUGGACAGACAGAUGGCUUUACAUCGUACAACAAUGGCUUCACAGAUAUCUAUAGCUAGAUCUGUUAUACUGCAGGCACUGGCUGUCCUGUCAGGGAGUGGAACAUCAUGCAGCCUCCCUGCAGCCCUGGAUAAGAUGGGAUUGUCGGAAAUUAUGAUGAUAGUAAAGCUGAUGUGUUUAUGUGCCUCUGGAAAGAUAACUCCGUCAUGUGACUACGCCAUCGGAACUGGACAGACCAGUCUUAAUCAUCUUACAACAGCUAUAGGGUCACUAGUAACAGAGAAUACCAAAUCACAAAAUCAACUUCUUCAGUUGUGUACAAAGGAGUUACUAACUGCAGCUCUAGGUGUAGGGCCAACAAACGAGACAGCAGUCAGACAGAAGAAAACAUCAGUUCAUACAGUUAUUCCCAAGACAGACAAGUCAAUACUGUCAGUUACACAGUCACUGGUGGCCCUUCUUGCACAGUGUGGCCUCAAGAACACUUCAAUGGUGGCUUCCACAGCACAGACAACUGAUAAGAAUACUCAAGCUUCACUGUCUGGACAGCACAGAGAAAGUACAGAUCAGACACCGGAAGAACGUCCACUAGGUAUAAUACAAAUGAUAGAUGCACUUUCUGCCUGUAUAUUGUCUGCAAAGAUAGAUCAUACUUACCGUCAGUGGGCCGGUAUCCAGCUUGUCAGAUGUAUAGCCUGGCACAAGCCGGGUCCUUCCACAAGCCAGUCACAGGUUGACCUCGGUCCAGAUUUGCCGCCAUGUAUUGUCCGCAAGUUGGAGGCACAUCAGAACAGACUGGCUGACUGUAGUUGGAAUGAGAAGAAAUCUCUGCUUGCAACAAGUGGCUAUGAUGGUGUAAUUCGAGUUUGGAAUAUUCCCAGUAAAACACACCAGAUUAUGCAGCAAACAUGUAUAUUUAACAGUGGAGAGGGUGUGACAGGGGAACACCUAGAUGGACAAUUACUAGAUAACCUGUGCUGGAACAGCUCGGGGAAACUACUGGCAGGAUCCAUGGAUAAUAUGGUCAACAUCUGGGCUAUAGGCGGUGGACUUGGACAUUUAGAUAUACAGCCACAUUGGGUUUCAGCUCUGGCUUGGUCCCAGUGUAAGCCAGUGUUUGGGGGUUGCCUAUGGUUGAACACUGACCGUUUGUUAGUUGGUCGGCUAGAUGGGUCUCUAGCUUUUAUAGAUAUACUGGACAGCACUACAUUCAGGAGACAGGAGUUACAGCAGUGCUAUAGACCUGAUGUUUCAGUAACAAAGAUUGCCUGGUAUGAGGAGACCAGGAGGUUUAUGGUGGGAUUCAUGGAUGGUGUUAUAGAUCAGUGUAGUACUGAGGAAUUUGAAUCCCCAAUCAGAACACAGGCUCAUGAGUCAGCUAUCACUGGAAUGAAAUGGGAUCCUACAGGUCAUAUGUUGUUGACCUGUGCUAGAGGGGACUCGCAUGUCAAAGUGUGGACACCUGGUCGUGAAGGUCUUAUUCUGUUGCAUACACUAUACCACACUGCAGCUGUCACUGUUGUAGAAUGGUGUACUUUACUUGGCAAGGGCGAAACUAAAUCACUUAUGUUAGCAAGUGGUUGUGACAAUGGGAUGGUGUAU